AAUCCGCCGGCGCAACAGGACUGUGUAUAUACAUAUCAUAUCGAAACUCUUAAUCCUCACUAAUCUAGCGACCAAUGUGAUAUUAAUCUUCAUAUGAAAUGUAUAUCGCCAAGACUGAGGGUGAAAAUGGAGUUAGAGGUGCUUGGAACCACAUUCUACAUAUGGACAUAGAGAAGCGGGCCUGAUCUAAGUAAACAAUUGUGAAUAUCCACCAUCAAUUCAAUAUGCCUUCCAUCAAAACAGACCGAGAGGGCAAAACUACGUAUGCAGAAGUAUCUGCAAUGAAAUUCAACCUGAAAGAAGAAAGAUGUCUUAAGAAAAAUCUUCAGCUUUUGGACGUCGAGGAGGAUUAUUCCUUGACCUUGAUUAACCUUGACAAUAGAGGGGUCAAGUUGUAUCAACAAAAACUCAAAGACAAAGUCGCUAAAAUAAAGAGCAACUUGACUCCCACAGAAAUCACAGAAUUUCAAAAACUUGAUGAAGCGGGAAAAUUAAAAGGGAUAUUCCCGUCGGUGACUCCAAAUCUCCAAGGACGUAUAACAGCAGAGGCCAAAAGAUUAAACCUUGACCUCCCUGUUAGGCCAAGGACAGCCGUGCCCCUGAAGAGGUCGUCUUCUACAAAUACCCCUCGGCAACCACCGCGGCCAUCUUCGGAAAAACGUCAACUCCCCCGAAGGGAGUCCAUGAAGAAUGGUCUGUCGGAUUUAUCGAAAUUCGAGAAAGAAGGGAUGGAAGGCUCAAAAGGUGCUACAGAGAACGCAGACUCAAGUGUUGUUCCGUCCAAGGUGCAAAUAAAUCAUGUUCCGAGUUCAAAUCAGACAGAUAAACAGAAGACCAAAAAGCUCCCCCCGAGAGGGGACUACCCUACCUUAAGGAGCACUCUUAAAAGACACUCUUCAGAACGGAAGACAAUAAGUGCUACUGCGCAUGUGCGAAAAAAGUUUUUGGACGAUCAUAGACUAAGUAUAGUGAAUGAAGAUCUAAAUCCGACCGAGAAUGGACAAGACUCUUUUGGAGAGCCCAAACAGGAUGAUCAGGCGGUUUCCUCCCUGGAACCAACUGGACCAAACACCCAGACAUGUGACAAAGUGCGGCCAAUCACUCGCCCGGAAUCUAGAAUGGACGUUGUACGUGAUAAUUUGAUUGACAGCACGACCCCCUCCAUUCUUAGCCUGGACAGUGGGUCUGUGUUGGAUCUAGAUAUGGUCGAACCAACAAAGGGCAAGAUGAAGCUGAUGGCGACACGCACAUUUACCGCAGAAGAAGUGAAGGAGCUUAACAAGAGACGGUCGCAUACUGACGUGUCCAUGUCUAGUUGUUAUGACAACAGUACAUCUACAGGACAGAAAUACUCAGCCGGCUCUCAGUCGUCAACACCCACCAAUCAGAUGUGGGAAAACAGCCUGAAUUCACCGCGAAGACAGGCCCGACCACUCACGUCUGCUUCACCACGAACUGAAGCGGGAAAAUUCACGAAUGCCACCCCACGUUCACAAACGGCAAAAGUGUCUAGAACGAGAAGUCUUACGAUGAACUCACCGAAACCCACGGUGCAAAGGUCAAAGUCGUCACUGAGUACCGCCAAGGGUCAAUCCAAGGCCAUGUUUUCCUCGCACGCGCCGACAGAUGGCACGAGUCGCCGGCGAAAAGACGGCAAACACACGACUUUCCUCUCCAACGGAAUAGGCGACGAUCUCGGGAACAACCUACAGGCGGAAAUCCGACAGGAUCUGCUGGAAAAGGAGAGCGAGGUCCGGAGUAUUAUGGAUAAGAAAGUGUCCAAUUAUCUACAUCGACUCGGGCAAUUCUUGGACAAAAAAUAAUUCUUAACGUCAAUGGAACAAUUCGAAGAUCGAAAAUUUUUUAUUUCUAUUUCUUUCGCAAAAUGAAUUUCAACUGUGCCAUUAUUCACUGGCGUUUUGCGAUUGCAAGAAACAUACUAAGUCAUGUAAAUUGAACAUCGCCUUGAUAUUCUUAAAACUUCCUUCGAUUCUAUAUAUGUAUAUAGAUUCUUGACAAUUUGCGGUUAUCGUCCUUUCCCUUACUUAGAACUAGACCAAGUUCAAAUAUCGUGCUGUCUUUUACAGGAAUACAAUGGUUUUUAGAUAUAUCGUUUUUUAAAGAAAAUGUGCUAAAAAGUUACUGAAGAAAUUCAAUUCAUGGAACUGCAAAGUGAAGCACAACUAAUACGUUUUUAAAGGACUUGGUUAUUCUGUUGCCGAACUGCUAAAGUGUACAUGUACACCAAUUAUUGCAACCUUGGAUUUGAAACGAGUUUUAUUUAAACGCUUUUUACAUAUACAUGUUAUAUCUAAUAUAUAAAAGCGAUGUAGAGUACUACUCUACGAGUAACAACCAUUAAUUUCAUGAUGCUUGCAUUUUUUUCAUUAAAACCGAGAAGAUACUACCACAAGGAUAUACCUCAAAUAUAUGAAAAUAUAUAUCUGAGAGUGAAGCUGAAUAAUUGAUUCAAAAUUUGUGACAAGUAAGAUAAAACUUGACGACGGCGUUCAUUAAAUGGUUAAACUUCCAUCGUUUUGAUGAUAGAAAGACAAAAUAACUCUACGUCUGUGAUUGCUUUUGUUACCAGACUGAGUACUUGUGAUUGGACUUUAAACAAGGCAGUUAGUAUACGUAACAUCUGAUAUUUUGUGUGAUAUGCCUAGGAAAUUACUAGUACAUGCAGAACAUUAAUUUCCUACAUUUAUUAUUAAUUAGGUUUUUUUGUGAAUGUGUGUUUUUGACUGCAUGCUUAAUAAUGGAUGUCGAGAUAAAGGUUUCCAAAUAGUUCAAUUGCAAACGACAUGUUAACUGAUUAUUAAAGUAACUACAUGUAAUUAAAUAUUGGUUAGAAAUGUUGCCCCAAAAUGCAAUAAAA
Molecule: messenger RNA, 2878 nt
Organism: Magallana angulata
Lineage: Eukaryota; Metazoa; Mollusca; Bivalvia; Ostreida; Ostreidae
Exons: 2
Coding region: 225-1823 (532 amino acids)
Source: RefSeq, a predicted model, not a curated record